AUGACUCCACCUGAUGACAGAGACAGGGCAGCGUGGAAGGCCGCAGACCACCGGCUGACGCAGGUGAGAUGGAGUCGCUACAACCCCAGUUUCAUAGAGCCAGAAGUGAACAAGGAAUUGUAUCAGAAACCUUGGGAGGAGCUGUCUGAGGAGGAAAAGGAAAAAAUGGAGCUUAAGGCUGUUCAACCCAUAAAAGCUGCUCCUCCCAGUGUCUCCAGCUCUGUGUUCAGCGACCCUAUGAUCAGUAAAUUCACCAAUAUGAUGAUGAAGGAUGGAAAUAAAAUACUGGCCAGAAGCCUCAUGGCUCAGACUCUAGAGGCCAUUAAGAGGAAGCAGCUGGAGAAGUACCACAAAGCUCCAGAAGAUGAGAAGGGGACAAUUGAAUGCAACCCUUAUGUCAUUUUCCACCAGGCUCUGAAAAACUGCCAGCCCAUCAUUGGGCUCAGCAGCAUCACAAAAGGAGGCAAAACCUACCAGGUCCCGGUCCCUCUGAAGGACAAUCGGAAGCGCUUCCUGGCCAUGAAGUGGUUAAUCACCGAGUGCAGGGAGAACAAGAACCGUCGGAUGCUGAUGCCUGAGAAGCUCUCGCAGGAGCUGCUCCAGGCCUUCAACAACGAAGGGCCCAUCAUCAAGAAGAAGCACGUGCUGCACAAGAUGGCAGAGGCCAACCGGGCUUACGCCCACUUCCGCUGGUGGUAGGGACUGUGCACGGGACACGGCGCCACCGCCCCCGCGGCCUGGUGAGCAGAGCCCCGGGGCCGCCUGCCUGGGAGAGGCUGGGGAGAAGAGGGAAAGGUGGAAGAUCCCUUCCAGACGGCUGCUGAACUAAGCCAGGGAAA
Nipponia nippon (crested ibis) is the source of this 839-nucleotide messenger RNA. The record is from RefSeq and is a predicted model, not a curated record. Lineage: Eukaryota; Metazoa; Chordata; Aves; Pelecaniformes; Threskiornithidae.